Mycotypha africana is the source of this 348-nucleotide messenger RNA. RefSeq names its product Prefoldin beta-like protein. NCBI's taxonomy places the organism in Eukaryota, Fungi, Mucoromycota, Mucoromycetes, Mucorales, Mycotyphaceae. The record is from RefSeq and is a predicted model, not a curated record. The transcript has 4 exons. Gene Ontology annotation, biological process: protein folding. The coding region runs from base 1 to 348 and encodes 115 amino acids. Gene Ontology annotation, cellular component: prefoldin complex; cytoplasm. Gene Ontology annotation, molecular function: protein folding chaperone.
AUGGCUGACAAAAGACCUUCUGACGCAGAAUUAACGCAAAAGUAUAAUCAAUAUAAAAACGAGCUUCAGCAAUUAGCACAAAAGAUUGGUGAAUUAGAGUCAGAAGUUGAAGAACACAAACUUGUUAUCGAUAGCAUUUCACCACUUGAGCCCGAUCGUAAAUGUUUUCGUAUGGUAGGAGGCGUAUUAGUUGAACGAACAGUUAGAGAAGUUUUACCAGCCUUAGAAACCAAUUUCAAUGGAAUCAAACAAGUGAUAGAAUCUUUAUUGCAGUCAUAUAAGAGAAAGGAAGAAGAAUUCGUCGAAUUCCAAAAGAAGUACAAUAUUCAAGUUGUAUCAAAGCAAUAA